Boleophthalmus pectinirostris (great blue-spotted mudskipper) is the source of this 1838-nucleotide messenger RNA. RefSeq names its product WD repeat domain containing 83 (gene wdr83). Bases 155 to 1111 code for a protein of 318 amino acids. The transcript has 10 exons. Gene Ontology annotation, molecular function: protein binding. Lineage: Eukaryota; Metazoa; Chordata; Actinopteri; Gobiiformes; Gobiidae. Gene Ontology annotation, biological process: mRNA splicing, via spliceosome. The record is from RefSeq and is a predicted model, not a curated record. Gene Ontology annotation, cellular component: catalytic step 2 spliceosome.
GCUUUUAUUGUGACAGCCCCGCCGGUUCCCUGUGCGGCGUGUGUUGAAUGAGAGAUUGUUUUUAUCAACAGAAAAAGUGUUUCGAGUUUAAAAUAUGAAACGUGGAUAAAACCGGAACAACCCGCGUGUUUAUUAUCAGGAAGGGAGCAGCUCCAUGGCGUUUCCUGCCCCCAGACCCGAGGGCCCCCAGCUGCCUCAGGUCCUGCUCCGGACCGUGGACUGUCAGCAGGGGCCGGUACGAGCAGUGAGAUUCAAUGUGGACGGGAACUACUUUUUGUCGUGCGGCGCGGAUAAAUCUCUGAAACUGUGGAGCGUGAACAGAGGGACUUUACUGAAGACGUACAGCGGACACGGAUACGAGGUGCUGGACGCCGACAGCUCGUUUGACAACAGUCAGCUCUGCUCCUGCAGCGCUGAUAAAACCGUGAUCUUGUGGGACGUGGCGUCUGGGCAGGUCACGCGAAAGCUCCGGGGUCACGCGGGGAAAGUGAAUUGUGUCCAGUUUAACGAAGAGGCGACGGUCAUGCUGUCGGGCUCCAUCGACGGGUCCGUGCGCUGUUGGGACACUCGCUCGCGUCGGCCGGAGCCCAUCCAGAUCCUGGACGACGCCCGCGACAGCAUCAGCAGCCUGAAGGUGGCGCAACACGAGCUGCUCACGGGGUGUGUGGACGGGAGGCUGCGGCGCUACGACCUCCGCAUGGGGCAGCUGCACGUGGACUUCAUCAGCAGUCCGAUCACGUGCGUGUGCUUCUCUGCGGACGGUCAGUGCACGCUCAGCUCCAGCCUGGACUCCACCCUCAGACUCCUGGACAAGAGCACAGGAGAACUGCUCGGAGAGUACAAAGGACACAGGAUGAAGGGAUAUAAACUGGACUGUUGUCUGUCCAGUAAAGACACUCACGUCCUGAGCUGCUCUGAGGACGGACACGUUUACUGCUGGGACCUGGUCGAGGGUUCGUUGGCGUUAAAACUGCCCGUGGGUAAAGCCGUGGUACAGUCCAUGUCGUUCCACCCGUCGCAGUGCCGCCUCCUCACCGCCAUGGAGAGGCAGGUCCAGCUCUGGGCCGACCAAUCAGAAUCCACCGAGGAAAACCUGGACACGGACACGUAGGACGCAGCCCCGACCUCGGAUACGCCGAAUACUUUUGAUUCCUCCGCCCACUGUGUAAAAUAUUAUGACUGUUUAUAUGUUUUUACUCUUUUUUAUUAUGUUUUAUUGUGACUUGUGAGCUCCUGUGUCCAUUGUGGAUCAAUACAGUUUGUCUAAGUCUAAAAUAUUUUUGUUUUCACUAAUAAACUGUUAAAAAAAAUCAAAAAUACGAUUAAAUUUUAUACUUUACAACUUUACCAAGGGUCUAAAAUAUCGAUAAUCAGACACUUUAUCAGAAUCAGUCUUGAGUAUUGAGUUAUUUCUUUGUCUGGAAUGUUCCGCAGUUCGGCAUUAAACCUUUCCAUCUCCACGGAGACCAAACUAGACCAAGUUACAGGUCAGAUCUGUGGAGAGGCGACUCCGCUCACAGUCACAAUGUCGGUUUUUCAAGGUUUUUUAAGCCGUAAAACCACCUGUAAUUGAAUAAAUAAAUGUAAAGUAAGUCUCUUUAAAGUCACACUGUGGAACAUUUGCCGCAGCGCAGUGGUGUAUAUAUCCACAGAAACAAGCAGGUGACGGACCCCCAACCGAAAAGUUACAGAGUGCAGCUUUAAGACAUUACAGCAGGAGACAAAAAGGACAAAAAAACAACACAAACUAAUAAACAAAUAAAUAAACACAAACACAGAAAGUUUUUUGGUCGUUUUAUUUUGAUAUGAUCAUAAACGAUAAAUGUUGUGCUUCUUUA